UCAGGUUACUUGAAUUUACAUUCACAGUCGCUAGCAGCACAGAGGCAUCGUGGUGGAGGCUGUGCAGUAGGAGGGGAAAAAUAAAGCACUAACAGUUAUUUUUUUUUAAGCAAGCGCUUCCUUAUUCGUGUUUGUUCCUCGAAAUGUCCAGCGAGACCGAGCAGACUGUGGAAGAGGCGACUACCGAGGAGCAGCAGGAGAUGCAGGAUAAAGUUGUGAGUCCUGAGAAGGCAGAAGAAGCAAAGUUAAAAGCUAGAUAUCCUCAUCUGGGCGCUAAACCAGGAGGCUCAGACCUGCUGAGGAAAAGAUUACAGAAAGGGCAAAAGUACUUUGACUCAGGAGAUUACAACAUGGCCAAGGCUAAAAUAAAGAACAAACAGCUCCCGGCAGCUGCAGCAGAGAAAACCGAGAUCACCGGAGAUCACAUCCCAACUCCUCAGGACCUGCCCCAAAGGAAGACCUCGCUGGUGGCCAGCAAACUGGCUGUUUGAUAUGAACUUUGCGAGGACUUUCCGGUCACCAUUCCUUUUGUUUGAUCUCUGCUUUACCUCCAUUUUAUGUGUCUAUAUCCUGACUUUCUAUCACUCGUGUAAUUCCUCCUCAAGAAAUGCUGUUUCGAUAAAAUAUUUGCCUCUGGACGCCCUCAUUUACCCGUUUGCGUGCAGAAACGAGACAAUUUUGGCUGUAGAAGUAGAUGUAGUGGCGAUUUCUACACUUUGGUGCGAAUGCACUGUUAUCUGACUGAAACAACUGAACAGUAACCUUUUAGGAUUUUACUAGUUUUACUCAAUACUCACUAUUUCUGGCAAAGAUUUAUGUGUGGUUCAGACAUUCACACUGGCCUCUAAUGAUAACUAUUUCAUUCUUUAUAAUGGUUUCCAUUAAUACGCAGAGGGUUUUUUUUGUGCUGCUUGACUCCUGCGUGUGAUUAUGAAACUUGCCUUAAUGAUAUCUACCACAGUUACUCUUGGUCAGCCUUUGCCUGCUCAGAGAGUGGCCCCUUUCUUGGUUUAGCCACAAGCUGUGCUGAUGUGUUUUCUUCUUGGGUUAGGUCCUGGUUGGGUCAGUUCACUCAUCUUCUUCAAACUGUGCACAAGCACUGACUGUCACAACUGUGCCAUUUGUGUUGUUGUUGUUUUGUAAAUAAACUAGUUUUGCACAAGAAA
Molecule: messenger RNA, 1166 nt
Organism: Clarias gariepinus (North African catfish)
Lineage: Eukaryota; Metazoa; Chordata; Actinopteri; Siluriformes; Clariidae
Gene: arpp19b
Product: cAMP-regulated phosphoprotein 19b
Exons: 3
Coding region: 144-491 (115 amino acids)
Cellular component (GO): cytoplasm
Molecular function (GO): protein phosphatase inhibitor activity
Source: RefSeq, a predicted model, not a curated record